Messenger RNA from Odocoileus virginianus texanus, 1437 nucleotides. Lineage: Eukaryota; Metazoa; Chordata; Mammalia; Artiodactyla; Cervidae. The record is from RefSeq and is a predicted model, not a curated record.
UUUCUCCCCACUGCCCUCGGGGGUAGCCCUAUCAUCUCGCCAAAAAAUCGGGCCAGGGGCUCUUGUGACGUUGAAUCGAACCAGGAGGGGUCAGGGCCUGUGUAGGGGAUGGAGCGCGAUCAUCCCACGGUCCGGAGGCGGGUUGGGUUUCUGCAAGUCCAAGCUGCCCCAAAUGGGCAGGCCCCUGGGGCCCCAGAAGAAGGGAAACGUCGCAGGGGUGGCUGGCUUACUCGGGGGAAGGGAAGGAGGUCGUGGAGGGCGGAGAAUGCAGGUAACCCCCCUCAAGUCCAGGUGUGCACACGCCCCUCCUCCCGGCCCCCUACGUUAUAGUAACACAACAAUCUCUUUAGACAGAGAUUCGAGAAGACCUGAGGGGUGAGCUGCAACCUGAAGGGACUGCCGUAUGGAAUUCCAGCGGGGGUGGAGGUGGGGGAGGAGCAACAGGGAGGUGAUGAGUACAAGGGUCCCAAAGGAGGCCACUGGGCCGAAACACAGUAAAGAAAGGGAGGGUGGUAUGGUUUGAGACUGGAGGGGUGGACAAGUCCAUGUCCAUCUCAGAGCCUCAGUUUCCUCAACUGUGAAAAGGGGUGAUGCUUCAAGGAGAUGCUGCACACAAAGGGCCUGACCUGCUUGGGUUCACACCUCAUCCCCAUGACCUGUAGCAGUAUUAAUGGUGCUGUGCCUGGAUAUGUCACUGGGUGUGGACAUGCACCCCCAGAUACCACCCUAGGGCAGAAGUAGGUCUGCCAGCAGACAUGUGUCCAGUUUCACCCACUAUAGCUGUGGGCACAAUCACCUCAGCACCAACUGACCCCUACAGGCACCAACCCCUCUCCCCUGUCUCUUUCUCGGGCACUGCAGACAUCCUCAAGUCCCCCGAUUGUCUUGGUGAUGGGUGGUCCAGGCUGCGGCAAAGGGACACAGUGCAAAUACAUGGCAACCAAGUAUGGCUUCUGCCACAUGGGGCUGGGCCAGCUGCUGCGGCAGGAGGCCCAACGGGGCACCCAGCAGGGCCGGAAGGUCCAUGACCUCAUGCUGCAGGGAUCCCACCUGCUGGUCCCCAUGGUGGGCUGGGCCCCCAACGUCAUCAUCACAUUUGACUGUUCGAUGGAGACGAUGAUGGAUGCCCUAAGCCAGGACCACAUGGAACACUGGGCAGAUGACUGUGAGGCGGCCCUCCUCUAGCACCUGGAGACGUACUACACCCUGUACGGACCUGUCCUGACCUUCCACCAGUAGAAGAACCUGCUCCGAAAUGGGACAGUGCCCCCAUGCAGUCUGUGCGGCCGAGUGAGUGCCCAGCGCUGUGUGGCCUUUCUAACCGUUUCCCCUCCCCUCACCUGUGUGGCCCUGGGGCUGCACCUGUCAGUCCUGCUCAAGCAACUGGAAGGGGAACCUGCUCUCCCCUCGUGUGAGGGAGAGGUGUGGGGGCCAUGA